Rhodotorula toruloides NP11 is the source of this 2007-nucleotide messenger RNA. RefSeq lists its product as uncharacterized. The coding region runs from base 1 to 2007 and encodes 668 amino acids. The transcript is spliced from 3 exons. The record is from RefSeq and is a predicted model, not a curated record. NCBI's taxonomy places the organism in Eukaryota, Fungi, Basidiomycota, Microbotryomycetes, Sporidiobolales, Sporidiobolaceae.
AUGAAGCUCAUCAAUCCGUCGCCCGGUUGCUUGUGCGGGCCCUGCUCGCGCAGCACCCCACCUGCUCUGCCGCCAACGUCUACGCCACCAACACCGCUGGAGACGACAAGGGAGACCUGCGACUCGCUUGAACAGCCCCUCGGACCGGCCGACGCCAACUGCGAAGCUUCCACGUCGGCCCUUCCAUACAUCCCGCCCGCUUCCCUCCGUCUGCCGAACGAACUGCUGGACGUCAUCUUCGACCUCGCACGGCCUCCCUUGCCGCCGACGACGACCCGAAAGGAACCGCCGUCGAACGCCUGGACCGGUUAUACCCAGCUGUCGCUCGUCCACUCGCGAUGGACGGAUGUCGCGCGCGAACACCUCGCCAAGGUGGUCAUCCUUCGGUCGCGGAAGCAGAUGCGCGCGCUGGCGAAGGCGUUGAGGAAGGGAUGGGUCGGGAAGAUCGAGGAGAUCCUUUUGGAGAUCAAGGAAACGCGGAGUGGACGUGAGGGCGAGGGAGAGGGAGGGGACAACGACCUCGUCUCGGCGGCGGGCAACCCUUCGUUCGAAGCAGAGCUGCUCACACUGCUCAAGCGUUGUGGCCAAGACGUCAAGGUGCUGCGCUGCCGAGGCUUCGGGGACGCCUGCCUCGCCUACCUGCCCUCUUCUUUCCGCGACCACCUCCCGAAACUCGAGACGUGGGAGUACUCGCCCAUUGACGGCGCACACACGGCCACCACCACGGGUCUGAUGUGCGGUCUCUCGCAUCUGCCUGCGCUCCGACACCUCGUCCUGCGCCCCUCGUCUCGCUACCUCACACCCCUUGCUUCGGUCCCCGAACCCUUCGUGACGGCACUCGCCGCCCUCGUCGACAUCCUCCCCUCGAUGCUCGCUUCGGACACCGACAUGCGCGAAGCCUACACGAGCGCCUUUGCCGACGUCGGCAUGAAGGGUCUCACGUCCGUCGAGCUCUCGUCGCUCGUCAUGUCUCCCCUCGCGCUUGUCGGGAUUCUCUUCCCCUCGUUCUGCACCCUCACCUCGCUCCAUCUCUCGUCGAUCCUCUUCGUAGGCGCCUCGUCAACCCUCAACCACCUCCUCCAGAUCGUCGCGCCCAACCUCGACGACUUUGAAUGGACCGACGGACCGAUCUCGUCUCGCCUCAAUCUCAACCUCGGAGCAUUGCCAGACAAUGACUACUGGGACGUCUUGCGCAGGUUGACCAAAGUCCGCAAACUCAAGCUCUUUGGCUCGCAAGUCUUUGCGCAGACGCCUCAUCGGCUCGGCUUUGCGCUUCCGCCGAGUCUGGAGGAGCUCACGAUCGGGACGUGCGGGGAGGAUGUCGAGAGGGAAGAGGUAGAGUGGUGGCUUGAGAGGGUUGAGGAAGGCGAGAAGGCGGGUGAGAAGGGUGCCGACGAGGAGCACGUGGAAGAGGAGGAGGUAGAAGUCGAGGGCGCGAACGAUUCUGGGAUUGGAUUGAUGCUGGAUGAGGAGACGGAGGAUGGGAUCGCGGCGGACGAGAAGGCGGGCAAGGGUUGGGCGUGCGACACGGAUGACGCUACGGGGGACAACAACGCGAUGAGCUCGCCCGCUGUGCCGUCCUCGACCAAUCCGCCGUUCUCGUCCGUGACACCGGCUCCUUCACCUUCUCCUCCCCUCUCCCGCUCGCCCACCGCCUCUCCCGUCUCUUCUCCGCCAUCUACGCCCCCUCAACGUCCUCACCUCUCUCCCCGCCGCCGCCGCAAAUCCUGGCGCACCCCUCCCACUCCCGCUUCUCCCCCUCACCUCUCCCGCCUCACCAUCUGUCUCCCAACAACCUUGAAUUCCUCUCUUCGCGACAACGCCGCCAUUCAAGACCGGAUCGACGGCCUUGUUCAGCGCGGAAUCAGGGUCGAGUGGUGGGGCCUUGUGGUUGUUGUGCUCGAGACGGAGGAGUUGACGAGGGAGUUGAGGGAAGAGAUGAGUAGGGUGCCGGAGGAGUGGUAUGCCGGCGCUCGGGACGAGGUGGAGGUUGAAGAGGAGGAUUGA